Molecule: messenger RNA, 1737 nt
Organism: Anthostomella pinea
Lineage: Eukaryota; Fungi; Ascomycota; Sordariomycetes; Xylariales; Xylariaceae
Source: the annotation of a GenBank genome assembly
AUGGCGUCCCGCACUCUGUGGUCUCUUCUGAUGACGAUCGCGGCCGCGGGGGCUGCGUCAGCGUCUGCGCUGACAGCCAACACGAGCACCAUCACCUGCCACUGCUUUCCAGAGGACGUAUGUUGGCCCACGGCGGCAGAAUGGGCGGCGUUCAAUACGACAGUAGGCGGGCGUCUGGUCGCAACCGUGCCAAUCGCCUCGGUGUGCCACUAUGACAACUUCACCAACUACGACGCAGCGGCGUGUGCAGCCUUGCGCGACGUGUGGGACUACCCACAGACGCACGACGGUUCCUCGUCGUCGCCCAUGGCGCAGUUCUUCACCAACGGCAGUUGCAACCCCUUCACCGCCCCGUCAGAUCCAUGCGUCGUUGGGGCGCUAGUCGCCUAUGCCGUCAAUGCCAGCAGCUCCUCCCGCGCUGAGAGCAUCGCCGACUAUCGGGAGACCCUGAAGUUCGCUGCGACACGCAACCUUCGCCUCGUGAUUCGCAAUACGGGGCAUGACUACUUCGGCAAGUCCACCGGGCCCGGGGCGCUUGCCCUCUGGACGCACCACCUGAAGGACGUGGACGUGGUCGACUAUACGUCGUCGUACUACACGGGCAAGGCUUUGCACCUAGGCGCCGGGGUUGAGAUACACGAGGCCACCCAGGCCGCGUCGGCGGCCGGGCUCCUUGUCGUAGGCGGCGCCUGCGGCACCGUGGGCAUCGCAGGCGGGUACACGCAGGGCGGCGGCCACGGGCCCCUCGCAUCCUCCUUCGGGCUCUCCGCCGACAACGUCCUCGAGUGGGAGGUCGUUACCGCGGAAGGGGCUCACGUCGUUGCGCGGCCCGGGACCGUCUACGAAGACCUCUACUGGGCCCUUUCGGGCGGCGGCGGCGGCACCUACGCGGCUGUGGUGUCUGUCACUAUUCGGGCUCAUCCGGACAUGAGGUUCGCUGGCGCCAACCUGACUAUCGUGCAGGGCAGUGAAGUCGCAGACGACGUCUUCUGGGGGGUUGUGCAGACCUUCAUCGAGUCGGCGCCCCUCUUUGCCAACCUUGGCGUCUACACGUCUUUCGCUCUGCAGGAGGGGAUAUUCGUCGUAUCCCCAAUCAUAGCCGCCAAUCUGAGCGCCGCUGCUCUGCAUUCUCUUUUCGACCCGACCCUGGCAGCUCUCAACACAAGUGGCAUGUACUUUGAUUUCUUCGUCGACAACUUCGCCUCCUAUCUUGAUGUUUACGACGCUGUCGAGCCCACCAAUAAUGUCACUGAAUACAACAUUGGCGGACGGCUCAUCCCACGCUCACUUGUGGAGACCAACUUGACCGCGCUAAUGGCAACGCUCCAAUACAUCGUGGCCGACGGUUCUGGUGUCUCAGGAAUCUCGGUCAACGUGAGCUCGUACCCACUCGAUGUGGCCAACUCGGUGAAUCCCGUAUGGCGCACGUCCAUCUACAGUUUUGUCAUAGGCUCAGCGCUCGACCAGUACAAUAUCUCGGCCAACAUCCCAAUCCAGGAGAAAAUGACGAACGACCUUGUGCCCGCACUCGAGGCCAUCACCCCUGGCGGCGGUGCCUACGUGAACGAGGGCGACUUUCGCCAACCUGACUUCCAGCAAGUCUUCUACGGUGACAAUUACAAUACCCUCCUGGCAAUCAAGGACAAGUAUGAUCCCAAGGACCUGCUUUAUGGGCUCACAGCUGUGGGAAGUGAAAGAUGGGCGAGCCAGUCAGACGGCAGACUGUGCCGCGUCUAG